Molecule: messenger RNA, 6196 nt
Organism: Maylandia zebra (zebra mbuna)
Lineage: Eukaryota; Metazoa; Chordata; Actinopteri; Cichliformes; Cichlidae
Gene: pax5
Product: paired box 5
Biological process (GO): anatomical structure development; regulation of transcription by RNA polymerase II
Molecular function (GO): RNA polymerase II cis-regulatory region sequence-specific DNA binding; DNA-binding transcription factor activity, RNA polymerase II-specific
Source: RefSeq, a predicted model, not a curated record
UCUUUUAAAGGGAAACAGGCGCUUUUCAUUCAUUGGAGGUCACGGUCUUUCAGUAAUAUUGGCCGACUGAAGCGAGGAGUCCGUUGGCAUUUUUUUAAAGACUCGUAAUAGCUCGCUGGGGCCCUCCAGCCCCAUCUUUCCGAUGGAGAUUCACUGUAAGCACGACCCGUUUGCGGCAAUGCACAGACAUGGUGGCGUGAACCAGCUUGGAGGUGUGUUCGUAAAUGGCAGACCCCUCCCAGAUGUAGUUCGCCAGCGAAUAGUAGAACUUGCCCAUCAGGGGGUUCGGCCGUGCGACAUCUCACGCCAGCUACGAGUCAGUCAUGGAUGUGUCAGCAAGAUACUGGGCAGGUACUAUGAAACGGGCAGUAUCCGCCCUGGGGUAAUUGGGGGAUCCAAACCAAAGGUUGCUACACCAAAAGUGGUCGACAAAAUCGCCGAUUACAAACGCCAAAACCCCACCAUGUUUGCCUGGGAGAUCCGGGACAGGCUCCUAGCAGAGAGAGUUUGUGACAACGACAGUGUUCCCAGCGUCAGCUCCAUUAACAGGAUCAUCCGGACUAAGGUUCAGCAGCAGCCUGGUCAAACGGGCUCAGUGUCGGCUCACAACCUAGCAACGUCCGUGCCAGCCACACAGGUCUCAGCAGUGACCAGCGACUCGGCCGGCUCCUCGUACUCCAUCAGCGGCAUUCUGGGUAUCAGCUCAGCUGCUGAUGUAGGCAAGAGGAAGAGGGAUGAAGGUUUGCAGGAGUCACCGCUGGCCAAUGGACACGGCCACAGUGGGCGGGACUUCCUCAGGAAGCAGAUGAGAGGGGAGCUAUUCUCGCCACAGCAGAUCGAGGUAUUGGACCGCCUCUUUGACAGACAGCCAUCCUGUCCAAUCCAGUCCAGCUCUGACCUCUAUGUGAGCCCUGAUUCUGGCAAGACGUCAGAUUAUUCAGCCAUGGCUUCAUUAGCAGGAGGACUGGAUGAGAUGAAGAACAGUUUGGCCAAUCCGGGCACAGGGGCAGAGUUAGGAGCCAGCGUCUCUGGUCCACAGUCCUACUCACUAGUUCCAGGUCGAGAUCUAGCCAGCACCACUCUGCCAGGCUACCCUCCUCAUGUCCCUCCUACUGGACAGGGCAGCUACUCCACCCCCUCCCUCACUGGAAUGGUACCUGGGGGAGAUUUUUCCGGAAGUCCAUAUUCCCAUCCGCAGUAUUCAACGUACAAUGAAUCAUGGAGAUUUCCUAACCCCAGCCUAUUAGUGUUUCAGCAGGAUUAUGGGUCUCUCCUGGGGACGGAAAUCGGCUGCUCCUCCAGUCUCUUCACCAGCCAGGCAGGACAGAUGCAAGGAUCGCCAUAUUAUUACAGUGCAACAUCACGAGGGGCAGGCCCUGCUGCCACCGCUACAGCCUCCACCUACGACCGCCACUGACACCCUCGUGUAGACACAGGAAGUCGCAGGGUGAGGAGGAGAAGGAGAUGAGGGAGGGAUGGAUAGCAUCGGAACCGCUCAGUACAAACUCGCCUACGCUUGGACUUCAAAGAGGAGAAGAAUUCAAAUCUUUGACAUCGGUGAAGUUUGCAUUUUCUUUGAGUGACACUUAAACCAACGAAUACACUCCUGAGCUGCAGCACAAUACUGUUUGGGUAUACAAUACUGUGAGGACACAGGUAUGUCAAGGUCAAUAACCGAUUAUGUAAACAAGUAGAUUUUGGAAAUUUGGACCCUCCCACACUAUCAAGCCUUCGUAUUCCUAUCUAGUUUUUAACCAGUCAUAAACCAAAAGUCAGCGGACUGUGUGUAGCAUUAAAACUAUCUGUAUUGUGACCUUCUGGGUUUUCCAGUUGGGAAUAUUUUUGAUGAAAUUAUUUAAGCUGAUCAGAGAAAAAUCAACUUUUUCAAACAGUAGGCUAUUUUUAUGACCGCACAUUAAUCAAUCAAUUUUCUAUGCCAUGCUACAGUGAAGUAAAGACAAUCCAAUCAUCCUAACUUUGACUGACCAAAAUCACCCAUAUCGUUACCAUUCUAUUCGUUCUGCCACAGAUUCAACACAUUUUCCUCUGGAACCCUCAGAAAUGUUCAUCAAAUGAGAUAACAUUAUUUCAAAGGGAGCGUUCAGGGUCACGCAUGUUCGCCCUGUCCCGUUUGUUACUGUUAUAGUGGUCAAGCUUUCCAGUUCUGCAGAGUAUACAUGCUCUGAAUUUCUAGUCAUUUUUAAAGCGGCGGAUUGCUUACGACAAACACAACUAUCACACAACUGUCAACUAUCCAAUCCUUUUGUGUUACCAGUGCACUAUGCAGUAUGUAAGCUAGUGAGCAUUUUUGCAUCUCACCUCAUUUCUUCAUUCUUUACUUUUAGGAUUGGAAAAAGUUUAGAAGAUAAGACUCCUUAAAUGCUGUGUGUGAUUUCUACUGCUGCACCAUGCACACGGGUUCAGCGUGUAGAAAAAUCCAAAACUUGGCACGCCUAAAGAUAGUUAAUAAACCAUGACUGGAUGUUUGCUGUUCAGGGGUGGGGUUUUAGUAGUUGAAGUCAAGCAUGAUCCAAUUUUCUGGUAAGAAAACUGUGUCCUCACAUAGUGGAUGUAUUAAGAGGAGCUGGAUACUGGAUGUCAACGCCUACAGAUAAAUUCAUAACAGAACGAUUACGGGCCAACCUAUCAGAGGUAGAAACAUUAGUAGUUCUACAGAUGACUCUUUUGUAUUUUUCAAGAAAUGGGGGGGAAAAACGUUUUUUGAGGUGUGGGUAUUUUUGCCUGCAAUACUGAAUUUGACCACUAGAAAAAUUGGAAGGACGUGCUGAAUGACAUCGCUGCAUCCAAAAGCCUCAUUUAUAACAUGAAGUUACAUUCGUAAAAUCUUAAUUUGUAAGUCUGAACUGUCCAUGAUUUUCCUGCUAAUCAGAAUCAGAUUCACUGGCAAAUUUGGAUUCUCUUUUAUUUUCUCUUAAUCUACUUAAGAGAGCGUGUCCUCAAAAAAGUUUUCUUUUCUGUUUUGGUCCUCGGUUAUUUCUGUUUAAAGCCACAAUUCUGCUGAAAUUACAGGUGCCGUCAAUUUAGGUUGGUUUGAGAUCUAUAAACAAUGGUCGUCACAUAAUUAAACACAAGUAAUUAACCAAUCUUUGAACAUAAUAAAAAUGUAUAAAUGAGGCCCCAGCUCUUUUAAUACAUCCAUGCCUUACAUUCACACUUGCAUUUGAGUUGGUUUGAAAGCCACUGACCAAGACAUAGAGAGACUUUUCAGGAAAGCACAGCCUAAAAUCUGAGCCCACUACUGUAAAACAAACAGUACUCAUCUUCACAUCGGACCAAAAUCGGUUCCAUCAGGUUGUGUUACAGUACAGGACGGUGGUAUCCUACCUCCCCAGACAAGAUUUAGUCCUGAUCAAGAGCUAUUUAUAAUGGAGGAGACACAGAGUAAUAUAUUAAGAAGCUUUUCUGUGCUGCACUCCGUGAUGAGAGUGAAUGCCUGUAAUGAUUUAUAAUAGUGUCACGCUGUUGUGCUAGAAUAGUGACGAUGACGACGGCGAUGACGCAGUGAAAUAUGAAUUCUGAAAAAACUUUCAAUAUAAGAAGUCUUUGUUUAUAAGUGUGAUCAGAUUGCGAUUUUCCUGUUUAUAGUUUGUUGCCUGGUAUCAGUUGACAAAGGUGCCACUUAAUAAGUUUUUUGUGUUUUUAUUUUGCUUCCUAAGUGUCCAAACGAAGGCUGGUGCUAGACUGGAUCAGACCCAAUGUGAGGAGUAUCCCUCCUGUUGCUGAUCCAGUCGAGCAUCAGCCAAAGACCAACAGGAAGCAGUGGCACCCUCUCUUUCUAUCUCUGUCUUUAAACUCCCCAAAGAUGGGCCCCCCUAGUGGAUCGGCUGACUUCUUACAAAAGCACAAAGAGACUCAAUCAUCUUCUUAAGGUGACAUUCUACUUUUUCAGCUUCCUUUCAGAACCAUUAAGUACUUCUUCUGCUUUUCCCCGUUUUGAGUAUGUGUCAAAACAUGUGCUUGUUUAAAAUCCUGAAAUUGUUUCUAUAAAAGUACUGCUUUCGUGAAAAAAAAGUAAACCUGAUUAUUAUUUUUUUUCGUUUGUUUGUCUGCCACAUCAGUUCUGCGCUGUGACAAUGCAUGACACCAGGGUUGAGGCCUUACCCAUCUCGUACAGACAGACAGACAAGGACAGAUUUGCCCCUCAGCACAGAUCUGAAAUCAGUGUGUUUUCCCUUCCCAAAUGUCUGAGGGGCCGAUAUAUUGGUCUUGUGAGAGGGCAAUAUCUUCCUUAGCCUGUACCUUUUUCAGUUUCAAUUCUGUCCUCACCAGACUUGUACAGUAAUCAGCGAAAGAGAAGUCACAAUGUCAAUAGCGAUUUCAGUUAUUCACACUGAAGAUUUUAGUGUCGAAGCUUUCUUCUAUUAUAAAAAGACUUAAGGUGUGCGGUGUUGUUUUUGGCCAUCAUCUGCGAGUGUUUGGAUUCCUUUUUUGUUUUGGGUAUAUGUGGCUGAGUGUAGCGCUUCAUUGCUACUGUGUAGUGUCUACUAGCAAACAGAUUGAAGGCACCAAAUCUGCAGUGUGAGGCAUAAUAUAUAGCUCUAUAAACAUACAAUAACUAUAAACCCUGAACAAAGCUGUUAGUUUCUCAAUAUUUGUUGUUUCUGGGAUUUUUUGAAAUAGUAAUAGAGUGGAUCCUUUCACGUUUGUAGACCUUAAAAGUUGUGAAUACACAACUCUAAAGAAAGAUUCUUAUGACGGCUCACCUGCUGUGUUGCCAGCGUGCGCCUCAGCGGGAGCCUUUCCUUAUUUCUGUCUUUUUCUCUUGAUCCUUCUGAGGCAUUAUUGAACCUGAACCACACCAGCUGAAAACAAGGACAGUGCCUUUAGUUUUAUAUGUCAACAUCCCCCUGACCUACUAUGAGUCACUAAAACUAGAUUCAGUUUCCUCCCUGCAACGCAUUUAACAGAAGUCUUAUUAUUUACCCGGGCAAACACAGGGUUUGAAGAUUUUACAAAGCCUUUUACAAAUAAAUAAAGGUGAUUAAAGUACCAAUAACUCACAGUGAUUCUUACAAUGCAACAACAGUGUCAUCGCGGCUCUGACAGCUGAUCUAACAGCACCCACAUUAGUCAAUAAAUCUCCCCGAAUGUGGAUUUUUCAGUCAUAAAACCCGGAAGAAAAAAAGAUGUUGUUAAGCAGCUACAGCAACGAAAAGCAGAAAAUAGUCCUGGUUGUAUUAAAGUCAGUGAUUGAUUCCUCACUCAUCAGCUGUAGUGACAGUGCCAGAGCCAUACGAUUUCUAUCCAAGCGACUCAGCUGAGACUAAACUUCUGGUGACACCAAGACAGAUGUCUUUUUUUGUUGAGUUGUCUUUUGUGUGGCAGUACAGUAGGUCAUGUCAUGGAAGAUUGUUUCCACCACUGAAUUUAUUUUAUUUAUAUUUUCCCCCAUCUGUAGCUCUAAAUUCUAUGAUAUUAUUUCAAAAUUCUUAGUUAUCUUUAGAUAAUAAUCCCAAAUUUUGACAUAGCACAACAUUUUUCAUUUUUGAUAAAGCUCCUAAGAUGAUCACGUUGUUAGUGGGUGGUAGUGUCUGUGUGGGAACAUUGACCAUAAAGAAAUGGGUCAGCAAAGUCACAGGACACAACUCCAGUUCUACAAGUAUAUGCAGAACCUGCUAAUGGGCUAAAAACCUGCUUACAGAGCCAGUCACCCAGGCCUAGACAAGUUAGUGACAUCCUGGCAACCACCCAUCGUUAGGGGAAAAUGAGUAUCACCCCAAUGAGUUGUGAGUGGUUGCAAAAGGUUGCUGAGAAAUCAGCUGCUGAAGCCUCAGUCACAUAGGUCUGGAGACUGGUGACACUGGUAACCACUGGUAACUACGAAAAAAUUGUGUUCCCUGACCAGUUUGCAAGUGGUUGCAGGAGGAUGCUUGCUAUCAAAAGGUGAAGGCAAAUGGUCUCCAUUUCGUUUUGGAUCACACUUUUACAAGUUUCACUACUGCUUGAUGAGUGUUUGCAGUAAGACAGCAUCUUCCAUCAAAACAACGGCAACCGUUAAACUGCCAUCAACCAAACCAAUCUCAAGGAGGUUUUUUUGGUUGCAGCGGGACAGUGAGAUAUUUUUUCCAACUUUAGGGUCAUUAAAAGAUAUCCGAACAUCAACCAAGUGCAUAAUAUUUGCAUAUUUCUGAAAUGGGUGACUGAAAAGUUCAAUUUCUGGGAGAUAUCCACAACA